Messenger RNA from Nematolebias whitei (Rio pearlfish), 1609 nucleotides. RefSeq names its product Fli-1 proto-oncogene, ETS transcription factor (gene fli1). Lineage: Eukaryota; Metazoa; Chordata; Actinopteri; Cyprinodontiformes; Rivulidae. The record is from RefSeq and is a predicted model, not a curated record. Gene Ontology annotation, biological process: cell differentiation; regulation of transcription by RNA polymerase II. Gene Ontology annotation, molecular function: DNA-binding transcription factor activity, RNA polymerase II-specific; sequence-specific DNA binding. The transcript has 10 exons. Bases 94 to 1470 code for a protein of 458 amino acids. Gene Ontology annotation, cellular component: nucleus.
AAUUCUCCGAACCUAGAGGAGGUCGCGCGGCCGCAGCAGGAACGACAGGGCCCACUGGACACGUGCAUCCUUGGGCCUGUCCGUCCAGAAGACAUGUUCCAGACUGUCCCUGACACGUCGUCUUACGUCAAGGAGGCGCUGUCUGUGGUGAGUGAAGACCAGUCGUUAUUUGAGCCUCCGUACGCUGCUGCUGCCCCCCUCCCCAAAACAGAUAUGACAGCAUCUGGGACACAGGACUAUGGCCAGACCCACAAAAUCAACCCCCUACCCCCGCAGCAGGAGUGGAUCGGCCAGCCUGUGAGGGUCAACGUCAAGAGAGAAUACGAGCACAUGAAUGGCUCCAGCAGGGAGUCUCCUGUGGACUGCAGUGUGGGCAAAUGUAACAAGCUGGUGGGGGGAAACGACACCUCCCAGAUGACCUAUGGAACCUACAUGGACGAGAAGAAUGCCCCGCCCCCCAACAUGACCACCAAUGAGCGCAGAGUUAUCGUUCCUGCAGACCCGUCCCUGUGGUCGCAGGACCACGUGCGCCAGUGGCUGGAGUGGGCCAUCAAGGAGUACGGCCUGUUGGAGAUCGACAUGUCCAUGUUCCAAAACACGGACGGCAAAGAGCUCUGCAAGAUGAACAAAGACGACUUCCUCCGCCUCACCUCCAUGUACAAUGCAGAAGUGCUUCUGUCUCAUCUCAAUUACCUCAGGGAAAGUAGCUCAUCGUUAUCCUACAACACACCAUCCCACACAGACCCCUCCCCACGUCUGGCUGCCAAAGAAGACCCUUCAUAUGAUGCUGUACGGCGAACAGGUUGGUCCAACAACAUGCACAGUGGCAAAGGCUCACCCGUACUAAACCAGAAUGUGACCAAGUCCGCUGAGCAGCCCAGAGCUCAGCCAGAUCCUUACCAGAUUCUGGGGCCCACCAGCAGUCGUCUUGCUAACCCAGGGUCAGGUCAGAUCCAGCUGUGGCAGUUCCUCCUGGAGCUCUUGUCUGACAGUGCCAACGCUGGCUGCAUCACUUGGGAGGGAACCAAUGGCGAGUUUAAAAUGACAGAUCCGGAUGAGGUGGCGCGGCGCUGGGGCGAGCGUAAAAGCAAGCCCAACAUGAACUACGACAAGCUUAGCCGUGCACUGCGCUACUACUAUGACAAAAAUAUCAUGACAAAGGUGCAUGGCAAGCGCUAUGCCUACAAGUUCGACUUCCACGGCAUUGCUCAGGCGUUGCAGCCACACCCCACCGAGUCCUCCAUGUACAAGUACCCCUCAGACCUCACCUAUGUGCCUUCCUACCAUGCCCACCAGCAGAAGGUCAACUUUGUAUCUCCGCACCCUCCAUCCAUGCCAGUCUCUUCCUCCAAUUUCUUUGGACCAACUGCUCAAUACUGGAGCUCACCCACUGCAGGCAUCUACCCGAACCCAAAUGUCCCUCGCCAUCCUAACACUCAUGUGCCCUCCCAUCUGGGCAGUUACUAUUAAAUCAACCAUCCUGAUCAUUGACCAGCUUUGAAAAUCCACCAUUCCCACCAUUAAAUCCACAAUUGCUGACCUGCACUCCUAAUUCCACCAAAGCCUCAAUUAAAAUUCAGCUGAAAAAUACAAUAAAUUGAGUGUUUUU